This is a messenger RNA of Paramecium primaurelia, 1155 nucleotides long. The record is from the annotation of a GenBank genome assembly. Lineage: Eukaryota; Ciliophora; Oligohymenophorea; Peniculida; Parameciidae.
AUGCUCAUAAAUUCUUACAAAAUCAAUGAAAAAAUAGGAGAGGGAAUAACUUGUGAGGUGUAUUAUUUUAAUUAUUUUAUUAGGUCUUUCUUGGAAGCAAUUAACAAAAUUAAAAAUUUGCAAUAAAAAAAGUAGCUAAAGCACCAUUUGGACAUAAAAUGAGAGAUAAACAAGCUAAAAGUCUUGCAGAAGAAAUUUUUAUAAUGAGAAGUCUAGAUUAUCCAAAUAUUCCAAAAUUAUAUGAAGUGUUUGAAUCCGAUAGUAUCUUUAUUAAUUAUAAUUAAAAAAGAUUACAUAGAGUUAAUAAUGACUUAUUAUGAAGGUGGCCAUUUAUAUGAAAAGCUUAAUAAUUUUAGUCUGACUCAUAAAUAAUAAUUGGUUAAAGACAUAGUAGAAACAAUGAAUUAUGUUCACUCUUAAUAAAUUAUGCAUCGAGAUUUGAAACCUCAAAAUAUUAUGUAUAAAGAUAAGGAUCCAAAAAGUACGGAUAUUGCUAUUAUUGAUUUUGGAUUUGCAACAAACUUAAAAUAUUAGGAACAUGUACUCUAUAAUUGUGGUACUCAUGGUUAUGCAGCACCAGAAGUAUAAGAAUAUAAAGAAAAAUAAAAAAUGUAUACAACUUAAUGUGAUGUUUAUAGUUUAGGAAUAAUCAUUUAUGAAAUGUAUCUUUAUAUUUUAUUAUUAUUUAGAUUCUAUGGUGUACAUCCCUUUAGAAAUUCUAAUAUUGGAACCCUUAUAUUCAAUGACAAAAUAAAGGUUCCACAAUCUCUAAAGAAUCUUUUAAUUUAAAUGACAAGAAUCUCACCAAAAUAACGGUUUACUCUAAAAGAAUGUUUAGAUUAAGAUUUUUUUAGAGAGAAUUUUGAUUCUUAAGGUUUGGAUGGCUUGUCAAAAUACAGUUUGGUCGAUUCAAUUUAUUAUAAAUCUCUAAAUAUAUCACGAAAAAACUCCAUUGAACAAUCUAUAAAAUAAGAAAAAAUAAGUAAAUUUGAAUCUGCUAAAAACAAAACAGUAAAUUCUACUGCAGCAGAAUCUAAAAAUAUAUUAUUAAAAAGCUUAAAUCCUAAUGAUCAAUAAUUCUAAGAUGAUCUCUAAUUUAACGAAUAUCAUAAUUGUCCAAAUGAUUUUAAUAAUUUUCUCUAAAAAAGAAUAUGA